This is a messenger RNA of Gossypium arboreum, 576 nucleotides long. RefSeq lists its product as uncharacterized. The coding region runs from base 1 to 576 and encodes 191 amino acids. The transcript is spliced from 3 exons. Lineage: Eukaryota; Viridiplantae; Streptophyta; Magnoliopsida; Malvales; Malvaceae. Gene Ontology annotation, cellular component: membrane. Gene Ontology annotation, biological process: Golgi vesicle transport. The record is from RefSeq and is a predicted model, not a curated record.
AUGGGAUCAAGCUUGCUUCAAUGGGAAUCCGACCCUCUAUUUCCAGCCGCCGAAGUCGUUCAAGAUUCAGCUGACAGGAUGGAAUCGAUUUUUCGCGUUCUUUUGCAUGAACAAAAUCUUGUUGAAGCUAAUAAUUAUGACCCGAAGCUGCUUACUUUGAUUGGGUACCACAGGCGCGAUCUUGCUACCAUACUUGAAACAGCAAAAUGGCAGGCAUUGUUGGAAGAUUUUGAACGAGCAGUUAACUCAUCAGCUAGGAUGGACCGGCCUCACUCUAGGGAGGCUGUGAUUUUUAGACAAAAGGAGUUUGUUAGUGCUAUUAGAGAACAGAUCAACAAUGUUGAGAAAAGCUUGGAGGAAAUGGCAAUGGGAAAUCACGCUAAAAACUCUGAAUGGAAAAACUUGAAUGAACAAGAUAAAGAUAAUUUGGCAUUAUUCCUUUCUAGGGGAUUAACAAUCACUGUUAUGAGUUCGGUGAUAGUGACAUAUUUAAAAGAUUUCUUGAUCCAACCACGGCAUCAUGCUCAACAGAUGCUGGAAUUGUUGGAAAUGAAUGUGGAGAAAUUGAAGAAGUGA